AUAAAAAUUAAAAAUAUACAUUAUGCCUAGAGGCAAGAAUUCUGCGAGAAAAGAUCAGGGCAAGAAGAGAGGAAGAGGAAGACCAAAGGGAUCCAAGUCAAAGGGAAGAGGAGAGUCUCAAGAGGAAGGUUCUAAGAGAAAAAUCAGAUUUCAUCCAGGUACUGUUGCCUUGAGGGAGAUUAAGAGAUAUCAGAAGCAUUCUAAACCUCUAACUGCUAAAAUGCCUUUUGAAAGAAAAGUCAGAAGUGUAUUGAAUGAGCUUGACCCUGAUUUCAGACUCAAGCAAUCAUCAGUUGAGUGCAUGAGGGAAGCAACUGAGAUGUACCUCGUUGAGAUUUUGGGAGACUCCAACCUUUGUGCAAUCCAUGCUAAUAGAAUGACAGUUGGUGUCAAAGAUCUUCUAUUGGCAUAUAAGAUUAGAGGUGGCGACUCAAGAGCUUAUUAUUAAAGUCAGUACCAUCUAAGGAAAUAAAAAUAAAGCUAUGUAUAGUACUCUCAAAAGCUAAAUCCUGCACAUUUUUGCACAUUUUC
Messenger RNA from Moneuplotes crassus, 531 nucleotides. NCBI's taxonomy places the organism in Eukaryota, Ciliophora, Spirotrichea, Euplotida, Euplotidae. The record is from the annotation of a GenBank genome assembly.